GCCCUUCCCGCCGCUCCCGGAAGCUGCGCUCGCUGCCCGGGUAACGGGCCGCGGCGGCGGCGGCAGAGGCGCCGUUAUGGACCUGGAGGAGGCGAAAGAGUUCAAAGAACGUUGUACUCAGUGUGCUGCUGUCUCUUGGGGUCUUACUGAUGAAGGCAAAUAUUAUUGCACUUCUUGCCACAAUGUUACAGAAAGAUCUAAGGAAGUUGUAAACACUGAGGCUAUUCCUAAUACUAAAAUACAAGCCAUCAACCGGGGGCUUAAAAGAAAACAAAAACUUGAGAAAGGCUGGGAUUGGUAUGUGUGUGAAGGUUUCCAGCACAUACUUUGUCAACAAGCAGACGCCUUACAGACCCUUGGAGUAGGCCCAGAGUUAAAGAAUGAAGUUUUGCAUAAUUUUUGGAAGCGCUACCUUCAGAAGAGCAAGCAAGCAUAUUGUAAAAACCCAGUUUAUACCACUGGAAGGAAAACUGCGGUAUUAGAAGAUAAUCCAAGUCAUUCGGACUGCGAUAGCGCCCCUGAGCUGCUGAGUGACUUCAGCUGUCCUUCUUUUGUUGAAAGUGGAGCAGAGUCUCAGCCUGAUGGCCAUGCUCGAAAGCCUUUCUCCAUCGUCAAAGCACCACAAUCAGAAAUGGCAUCUAUCUGUUCUGGAUCUCUUGAUGGAGUUGAAUAUUCUCUACGAAAGGAGAAAGGGAUUGUGAAGAUGUCUAUGCCAAGGACGCUUGCUUUCUGCUAUCUGUCCUUACUUUGGCAGAGAGAGACAGUUACUCUGUCAGAUCUUUUGAGAUUUGUUGAAGAGGAGUAUAUUCCUUACAUACAUGCUUUUCAACAAUUUCCAGAAGAGAUGAAAUUAUAUGGGCGUGACAAAGGAAUCUUCGCUAUAGAGUCUUGGCCUAACUAUGAGGAUAUCUAUAAAAAAGUCAUUGAAGUUGCCACAUUUUUAGAUUUGCCACGUUUUCCAGAUAUUACUGAAGACUGCUAUCUUCAUCCAAACAUCUUGUGUAUGAAAUACUUGAUGGAAGUCAAUCUCCCUGAUGAAAUGCGUGACUUAACCUGCCAAGUGGUAAAAGUGACUGGAAUAGGAGAAGUGGGUUUUCUAACAUUUGAUCCUGUAGCUAAAAAGACAGAAACUGUUAAAUAUGAUGUACAAGCUGUAGCUGUCAUUAUAGUAGUACUGAAACUGCUCUUUUUAUUGGAUGACAACUUAGAAUGGUCUUUGUCUAGUAUUGCUGAGAAAUAUAAUGAAGACAACAAAGAAGAUAAGCCAUGGUUUGAUUUCAGAAAAUGGUACCAAGUUAUGAAGAAAGCUAUUGAUGAGAAAAAACAAAAAUGGGAGGAAGCCAGAGCAAAGUAUAUAUGGAAAAGUGAGAAGCCGCUCUACCACUCUGCCAUUGACAAGCCAGUGGUACAUAAAAGAAGAGAAAUGGUGGUGAAUCUACAAAAACAAUUUAGUGCACUGGUUGAUUCAACACCAGCUGUUGAAAAAAAAAGCCCUUCAAGUUUUCAGUUCAACUGGACUGAAGAGGACUCUAAUAGAACUUGUUUCCAUGGACAUAGCCUCCAGGGAGUCCUGAAGAAGAAGGGCCAGUCACUGAUGACCAAGAAUUCCCUGUACUGGCUGAGUACGCAGAAAUUCUGCAAAAGCUACUGUAAACAUGUGACAACCUAUGAGGAAUCAAAUUUUUCUCUGAGUUACCGGUUUGUACUAAAUCUCUUCUCCUUCUUAUUAAGAAUAAAGACGUCCUUUCUCCAUGAAGAAGUGAGCUUAAUAGAAAAGAGACUUUUUAAAAAAAAGUAUAAUAAUAAAACGAAAAAGAAAUCUUCAAAAUCCAGGAAAGUGAGAAAACAUUGAGAAAAAUGAAGUGGAAACUCUUCUUGGGAAGCUAUUUUAAUAGUGACAGUGAUAUCAAAUUGUAACACUCCAGAGAAUGGUGAGAAUAGAAUUUUAUUGCAUAUAUGUAUACAUACGUAGACACACAUAUGUACAUAUAUAUGUAUCAAACUGCUUAUAAAAAUGUAUACUGGAAAAC
Messenger RNA from Vicugna pacos (alpaca), 2030 nucleotides. RefSeq names its product TATA-box binding protein associated factor, RNA polymerase I subunit B (gene TAF1B). NCBI's taxonomy places the organism in Eukaryota, Metazoa, Chordata, Mammalia, Artiodactyla, Camelidae. Gene Ontology annotation, cellular component: RNA polymerase transcription factor SL1 complex; RNA polymerase I core factor complex. Gene Ontology annotation, molecular function: RNA polymerase I core promoter sequence-specific DNA binding. The record is from RefSeq and is a predicted model, not a curated record. Gene Ontology annotation, biological process: RNA polymerase I preinitiation complex assembly; nucleolar large rRNA transcription by RNA polymerase I.